Messenger RNA from Camelina sativa (false flax), 2433 nucleotides. RefSeq lists its product as uncharacterized. Gene Ontology annotation, molecular function: structural constituent of cell wall. The record is from RefSeq and is a predicted model, not a curated record. Gene Ontology annotation, biological process: plant-type cell wall organization. NCBI's taxonomy places the organism in Eukaryota, Viridiplantae, Streptophyta, Magnoliopsida, Brassicales, Brassicaceae.
CAAACACAAAAAGAGCAGUAAUGGGUGUGAAGAGAUCCUCAAGAACUAUGGGUUUAGGGCAUUGCAUGGUCUAUGUUGUGGUCCUAAGUGCCAUUGCGGCUACAGUGACAUCAUACCCUUACUCAUCCCCCCAAACACCACAAUACAAUUCUCCAACCCAUGAACACAAAUCACCUUAUCCACCUAAAAAGUAUUCCCCAUACUACUCAGCAUCACCACCACCGUCACCAAAAUAUAGAAGACAAGGUCCUAAGUACACGCCACAUCCAAAACCUUAUGUUUCCAGCUCCCCACCACCAUCUUACUAUUCUCCUUCUCCUAAGAUCACUGACAAAUCGCCACCUCCAUCAUACGUCUACAGCUCACCACCUCCACCAUACUACUCUCCUUCCCCAAAGGUUGACUACAAAUCUGCACCCCCGUCAUACGUCUACAGCUCACCACCUCCGCAAUACUACUCUCCUUCCCCAAAGGUAGACUACAAAUCCCCACCCCCGCCAUACGUCUAUAGCUCACCACCUCCGCCAUACUACACUCCUUCCCCAAAGGUUGACUACAAGUCCCCACCACCGCCAUACGUCUACAGCUCACCACCUCCGCCAUACUACACUCCUUCUCCAAAGGUUGACUAUAAAUCCCCACCGCCGCCAUACGUCUAUAGUUCACCCCCUCCACCGUACUACUCUCCUUCUCCUAAGGUAGACUACAAAUCCUCACCGCCGCCAUACAUCUACAGCUCACCCCCUCCACCAUACUACUCUCCUUCCCCAAAGGUUGACUACAAAUCCCCACCGCCGCCAUACGUCUACAGCUCACCACCUCCGUCAUACUACUCUCCUACCCCAAAGGUUGACUAUAAAUCCCCACCCCCGCCAUACGUCUACAGCUCACCACCUCCGCCAUACUNGCCAUACUACUAUCCUUCUCCUAAGAUAUACUACAAAUCCCCACCGCCGCCGUACAUCUACAGCUCACCCCCUCCGCCAUACUACUCUCCUUCCCCAAAGGUAAACUACAAGUCCCCACCGCCACCAUACGUUUACAGCUCACCACCUCCGCCAUACUACUCUCCUACCCCAAAGGUUGACUACAAAUCCCCACCGCCGCCAUACGUCUACAUCUCACCACCUCCGCCAUACUACUCUCCUACCCUAAAGGUUGACUACAAAUCCCCCCCCCCGCCAUACGUCUACAGCUCACCACCUCCGCCAUAUUACUCUCCUACCCCAAAGGUUGACUACAAAUCCCCACCCCCGCCAUACAUCUACAGCUCACCACCUCCGCCAUACUACUCUCCUUCCCCAAAAGUUUACUACAAAUCCCCACCUCCGCCAUACGUCUACAGCUCACCACCUCCGCCAUACUACUCCCCUUCCCCAAAGGUUGACUACAAAUCCCUACCACCGCCAUACGUCUACAGCUCAACACCUCCGCCAUACUACACUCCUUCUCCAAAGGUUGACUAUAAAUCCCCACCGCCGCCAUACGUCUAUAGCUCACCCCCUCCACCGUACUACUCUCCUUCUCCUAAGGUAGACUACAAAUCAUCACCGCCGCCAUACAUCUACAGCUCACCCCCUCCACCAUACUACUCUCCUUCACCUAAGGUAGACUACAAAUCCCCACCGCCGCCAUACGUCUACAGCUCACCACCUCCACCAUACUACUCUCCUUCCCCAAAGGUUGACUACAAAUCCCCACCCCCGCCAUACGUCUACAGCUCACCCCCUCCACCAUACUACUCUCCUUCUCCUAAGGUAUACUACAAAUCCCCACCGCCGCCAUACAUCUACAGCUCACCCCCUCCACCAUACUACAUUCCUUCCCCAAAGGUAAACUACAAGUCCCCACCGCCGCCAUAUGUCUACAGCUCACCACCUCCGCCAUACUACUCUCCUACCCCAAAGGUUGACUACAAAUCCCCACCGCCGCCAUACGUCUACAGCUCACCACCUCCGUCAUACUACUCUCCUACCCCAAAGGUUGACUAUAAAUCCCCACCCCCGCCAUACGUCUACAGCUCACCACCUCCGCCAUACUACUCUCCUUCCCCAAAGGUUGACUACAAAUCUCCACCACCACCAUACGUCUACAACUCACCACCUCCGCCAUAUUAUACUCCUUCUCCAAAGGUUGACUAUAAAUCCCCACCGCCGCCAUACGUCUAUAGCUCACCACCUCCACCGUACUACUCUCCGUCUCCAAAAGUGACAUAUAAAUCUCCUCCACCCCCAUACGCCUACAAGACACCCUACUAUUGAUUUUGAAAUUUUUCAUUAACAAGAAACAUUAUUGAAGUAAUUCUUUUUACAUGAUUUUUUGUUUUCUUUGAGUCUUCUUAUUUUGUUCCUAUGUUCAACUAUCUCUUGUUAAACCUUUUAUUUUAUUAAUAAAAAUUGGUUCUUUCUAAAUGCACUUUUUGUAUGUUAAUUG